CGUGCGCUGGCUGAGAGUGAGGUGAUUAAAAAUGGAGAGCGGGUGUGUGAAUGAAUCAGGAGAUAAAGAGGACUAUGAAGUGUUUCUGGCGCUACACACUGCUGCUCUGAAGGCAGCUCGGAUUCCGCCGCUCUACUGGAAAAGUCUGCAUUAUAAACUUAAACAUGAGGUGUUUGAUGCCGGUGAGGUGUUCGGCGUCAUGCGCGUGCAACAGGAAGAUGAGGAAAGUGAUGAAGAUGUCCGACAAACGCUCAACCCUGGUGAUGAAGAAUUGUUUAAAGUGAUUAUAACUCGAGAAAGUGGCCUGCAAGCCUCUAAUCCAACCAGUGUAUACCUUGUGGAUCAUGCGUGGACGUAUCGAAUAGAAAGUGCCAGGCAGCAGCUGAUGGAGAUUCCUGGGCUGUUGGUCCGAAUGGCCAGUCUGAUGGGACUUCCUUUCCAUGGCGAGGCUCCUGAUCCUGACAUUCUGGACCUGGUGCUGGACAACAUGUGGACGUAUAAUCAAACCUAUCAGCUGUCUCAAGGGUCUGCAGAGGAGAAGGUUCCUGUCUGGUACAUAAUGGAUGAGUUUGGUUCGCGUGUGCAGCACUCGUCCCAGCCAUCCUGCUGCAUGGCUCCUCUGUUCUAUGCUCCUCAGCAGAUCGCGUAUUCUGUGCUCUGGCCUCUGCAGGAUCUGGAAAAUGGAGAUGAGGUGACGAGGGAUUACUGUUACGGUGAGCCUGAUUCACUGGUGAGGAAGUGUCGACUGUUACCAUGGAUACCCGCAGACCUGGAAGGAGUGAGCGACGAGACUGCAGAGCCUGCUGACGUUUAUUACGAGACCAUUUUGCAGGAGAACCAAGAGAAGCUCCCAGUAGAAGUCCAAGCUUGUACAGUGCCUGAGGGGAAGGUAUUAAAGGUAUAUACAGAGAUGAAGCAGGUUUUGGAUCAUCUGAAACAUCCGCGAUUCCAGUUCACCGAACAGGAAGAUGACGCUGAUGUCCUCUGGAUGUAUUCUCACAUCCGUGAUUAUAAGAAGUUGAGUGAGGAGCGACCUCACGUCCUGCUGAACCAGUUCCCCUGUGAGACAAUCUUAACGACAAAGGACUGCUUGGCAUCAGUGGCACGGAGAGCCAGACGAGGAGAAGGACAUGCACCGCUAUGGCUUCCCAUAACCUUCAAUCUUCAGACAGAGCUCCCGCAGUUCGUCAGGCAUUACCUACAGAGACAGGAGAGAGGAGAAGACAAUCACUGGAUCUGUAAGCCCUGGAACCUGGCAAGAGGUUUGGAUACACACAUCACUAACAACCUCAACUAUAUCAUUCGGCAGCGGGAGAGCACUCCGAAGGUCGUGUGUAAAUACCUGGAGGACCCCGUGUUGUUUGACCGAGAGGAAAUUGAUCUUGUGAAGUUUGACAUCCGUUACAUGGUGCUGCUGCGCUCAGUUCAGCCUCUGAGACUCUACGCUUACAACGUAUUCUGGCUUCGUUUUGCCAACAGGCCAUUCUCUCUGGAUCAUUUUGAUGAUUAUCAAAAGCACUACACUGUGAUGAACUAUGCUGAAGGUGUUCAGCUGAAACAGGUUCACUAUGAUGAGUUCAUUCCUAUGUUUGAAAAGCAGUAUAAAGAAUAUCCAUGGAAAGAUGUGGAGAGGGAUAUCUUCAAGGCAUUUGCGGAGCUCUUUCAGGCAGCAUCAUCCCGGCCUGGACCCUACGGCAUCUGCCCGUACCCAUCCUCCAGAGCGAUCUAUGCCAUCGACCUGAUGCUGAAAUGGGACCAGUCAGAAGGAGGAAAUCGAGUAAUGCAGCCUCAGAUUCUGGAGGUGAAUUUUAAUCCAGACUGUGCCCGGGCCUGCCUGUACCACCCCAGCUUCUAUGACCACAUGUUCCAGACGCUGUUUCUGGAUCAGGCUGAUCAGUGUCCUGUCACGCAGAUUGUUUAACGGAAGAUUGUUAUUGUUUUUAAAAUAAAUAAAGGUGAUGUGGUGCUUCAGUGUUUA
Clarias gariepinus (North African catfish) is the source of this 1978-nucleotide messenger RNA. RefSeq names its product tubulin tyrosine ligase-like family, member 12 (gene ttll12). Gene Ontology annotation, biological process: protein modification process. Bases 32 to 1921 code for a protein of 629 amino acids. The transcript has 14 exons. NCBI's taxonomy places the organism in Eukaryota, Metazoa, Chordata, Actinopteri, Siluriformes, Clariidae. The record is from RefSeq and is a predicted model, not a curated record.